AUGGAGAAUCAUCUUUCUCCUCUGAAAAGCCUUAGUGACACAGGGCUGAGCCCCAGCUCAGUUGCCUGGGUGGCAGAUCUCGUGCUGGGCUACCCCUGUGGACUGGGGCUCUUUCUCCUAUUACUCCCCUGCCUCCAUGGUGGCCCAUCCUCACCAGCCCAUGGGCAGAAAGGAAGCAUCACGUGCGGCGGCGAUGACGGGGAGGCCCAGGAGCGGGAAGAAGAGCUGCGGCCUGAAAGUCCCCUGGGCACUGUGCGGUACUGCUCACCUCCAGGUAACUCAUGUGUGGGGCCUCCCUUCUCGACCACCUCAGGCCUCGAAGGCAUCAUCUGGUUCCUCUCCCAGUGGGGGGCGGCAGCCCAGGCCCUGUUAUUCCCCACCUCGCGCCACAGCACGCCCCAGCGAGAGCCUCCUCUCCACCCUCCACCAGAGGCUUCGCUCUGGGGAGACCCCGUGCACAGACAGAUCAAGGGUGGUGACCCCACUUUCAUCAACCCCGAUGUCCAGAUGCUCCUGGAGAUGCUCCUCCCCAGGACAGAAGAACUGAAGCUGUGGAAGGAGGAGGAAAAGGAGGGGGCCGAGGAGACCACGGAUCCUGCAGAGGCUGAGGAGGAGAAGCCCCCUAUUUGGGAAGUCACCUUGGCGGCAAGUAAGAUCAGAAACCACCAGACUGUCCUCGUGAAGCUCUGGUGCCGCUGCUGCUUGCCCACGUCCACCGGAUUUGGCAGUGGAGGAGGCAGUGGGAGCACCUCCAGCUUCGGCAGCAACUCCCUGGGUCCACCUCCUGGGCCCACAGAACCACAGCAGAUCAGGCCUCAGGGCCCCAGUGGCACGAGCUUGCUCAUGGCCAAGCCCGUGGCACCUUCCCUGGUGGGUGGGGAGCUGCUGGUAGGGGAGCAGGUUCACAAGAUCCGACCUGGUUAA
Propithecus coquereli (Coquerel's sifaka) is the source of this 924-nucleotide messenger RNA. RefSeq lists its product as uncharacterized. Bases 1 to 924 code for a protein of 307 amino acids. Lineage: Eukaryota; Metazoa; Chordata; Mammalia; Primates; Indriidae. The transcript has 6 exons. The record is from RefSeq and is a predicted model, not a curated record.